UUAUGUCUUUUUUUUAAACAGAUUUAUCUUUGAGAAUAAUUUCAUAAAAAAAAAAUCUUUGAAGAAGCUACACCUCUCUCAGAACUCUGUCCCAUUAAAAAACUGUUCCAACAAUGAUUACAUCAGAGUUGCCAGUGUUACAGGAUUCAACUAAUGAAACCACUGCUCAUUCAGAUGCUGGCAGUGAGCUUGAAGAAACAGAGGUCAAAGGGAAAAGAAAAAGGGGUCGUCCUGGCCGGCCUCCAUCUACAAAUAAGAAACCUCGGAAGUCUCCUGGAGAGAAGAGCCGUUCUGAAGCUGGAAUUAGGGGAGCUGGCCGUGGAAGAGCUAAUGGCCAUCCUCAACAGAAUGGAGAAGGGGAGCCUGUCACAUUAUUUGAAGUAGUAAAACUGGGGAAAAGUGCAAUGCAGUCUGUGGUGGAUGACUGGAUUGAAUCAUAUAAGCAGGACAGGGAUAUAGCACUUCUGGAUUUAAUCAACUUCUUUAUCCAGUGUUCAGGAUGUCGAGGUACUGUGAGAAUUGAAAUGUUCAGAAAUAUGCAGAAUGCAGAAAUCAUCAGAAAAAUGACAGAAGAAUUUGAUGAGGACAGUGGUGAUUAUCCCCUAACCAUGCCUGGACCUCAGUGGAAAAAAUUUCGCUCUAACUUUUGUGAAUUCAUUGGAGUUCUGAUUCGACAGUGUCAAUAUAGCAUAAUUUAUGAUGAGUAUAUGAUGGAUACAGUUAUUUCCCUUUUGACUGGUUUAUCAGAUUCCCAAGUCCGAGCUUUUAGGCAUACAAGUACAUUAGCUGCCAUGAAGCUUAUGACUGCUCUGGUGAAUGUUGCCUUAAAUCUAAGUAUUCAUCAGGAUAAUACACAAAGACAAUAUGAAGCAGAAAGAAACAAAAUGAUUGGUAAGAGAGCAAAUGAAAGGUUGGAGUUACUACUUCAGAAACGGAAAGAGCUACAAGAAAACCAAGAUGAAAUUGAAAACAUGAUGAACUCUAUUUUUAAGGGUAUUUUUGUUCAUAGAUAUCGUGAUGCAAUUGCAGAGAUUAGAGCCAUUUGUAUUGAAGAAAUUGGAGUAUGGAUGAAAAUGUAUAGUGAUGCUUUCCUAAACGACAGUUAUUUAAAAUAUGUUGGUUGGACUCUUCACGAUAGGCAAGGUGAAGUCAGGCUGAAGUGUUUAAAAGCACUACAGAGUCUGUAUACCAAUAGAGAGUUGUUUCCCAAAUUGGAAUUAUUCACUAACAGAUUCAAGGAUCGCAUUGUAUCAAUGACACUUGAUAAGGAAUAUGAUGUUGCUGUGGAAGCCAUUCGAUUAGUUACUUUAAUACUUCAUGGGAGUGAAGAAGCACUUUCCAAUGAAGAUUGUGAAAAUGUUUACCACUUGGUAUAUUCAGCACACCGGCCUGUUGCAGUAGCAGCAGGUGAAUUCCUUCAUAAAAAGCUAUUUAGCAGACAUGAUCCCCAAGCAGAAGAAGCAUUAGCAAAGAGGAGGGGUCGGAACAGUCCCAAUGGGAAUCUUAUCAGGAUGCUGGUUCUUUUCUUUCUUGAAAGUGAGUUGCAUGAACAUGCAGCUUACCUGGUGGACAGUUUGUGGGAAAGCUCUCAAGAACUAUUGAAAGACUGGGAAUGUAUGACAGAAUUGUUAUUAGAAGAACCUGUCCAAGGAGAAGAAGCAAUGUCUGACCGGCAAGAGAGUGCUCUUAUAGAGCUGAUGGUUUGUACAAUUCGUCAGGCUGCUGAAGCCCAUCCUCCAGUGGGAAGGGGGACUGGCAAGAGAGUGCUAACUGCCAAAGAAAGGAAAACUCAAAUUGAUGAUAGAAACAAACUGACUGAACAUUUUAUUAUUGCACUUCCUAUGUUGCUAUCAAAGUAUUCUGCUGAUGCCGAGAAGGUAGCUAACCUGCUUCAGAUUCCACAGUAUUUUGACCUAGAAAUCUAUAGCACAGGCAGAAUGGAAAAGCAUCUGGAUGCCUUAUUGAAGCAAAUUAAAUUUGUUGUGGAGAAACAUGUAGAAUCAGAUGUUCUAGAAGCUUGCAGUAAAACUUACAGCAUCUUAUGUAGUGAAGAAUAUACAAUCCAAAAUCGUGUUGAUAUAGCGCGGAGCCAACUGAUAGAUGAAUUUGUCGAUAGAUUUAACCACUCCGUGGAAGAUCUAUUGCAAGAGGGAGAAGAAGCUGAUGAUGAUGAUAUUUAUAAUGUUCUCUCAACACUAAAGAGAUUGACUUCUUUUCACAAUGCUCAUGACCUUACAAAAUGGGAUCUAUUUGGUAACUGCUACAGAUUACUGAGGACUGGAAUUGAGCAUGGAGCUAUGCCAGAACAGAUAGUAGUUCAGGCACUUCAGUGUUCCCAUUACUCAAUUCUGUGGCAGUUGGUGAAAAUUACUGAUGGCUCUCCUUCUAAAGAUGAUUUGUUAGUAUUAAGGAAAACUGUGAAAUCCUUCUUGGCCGUUUGCCAGCAGUGCCUAUCCAAUGUUAACACCCCAGUCAAAGAAGAGGCUUUCAUGUUGCUUUGUGACCUCUUGAUGAUUUUCAGCCACCAGUUAAUGACAGGGGGCAGGGAGGGGCUUCAGCCUUUGGUGUUUAAUCCAGACACUGGACUGCAGUCUGAGCUCCUCAGUUUUGUGAUGGACCAUGUCUUCAUUGACCAAGAUGAAGAGAACCAAAGCAUGGAAGGUGAUGAGGAAGACGAAGCCAACAAAAUUGAGGCCUUACAUAAGAGAAGAAACCUUUUGGCGGCAUUUAGCAAACUUAUCAUUUAUGACAUUGUGGACAUGCAUGCGGCUGCUGACAUCUUCAAACACUACAUGAAGUAUUACAAUGACUAUGGUGACAUCAUCAAAGAGACGUUGAGUAAAACAAGGCAGAUUGAUAAGAUUCAGUGUGCAAAAACUCUCAUUCUCAGUUUACAGCAGCUAUUUAAUGAGCUUGUUCAAGAACAAGGCCCCAACUUGGACAGGACAUCUGCCCAUGUCAGUGGCAUUAAAGAAUUGGCUCGCAGAUUUGCUCUCACCUUUGGGCUGGAUCAAAUCAAGACCAGGGAAGCAGUUGCAACACUUCACAAAGAUGGCAUAGAAUUUGCUUUCAAAUACCAAAAUCAGAAAGGACAGGAGUAUCCACCUCCUAACUUGGCUUUCCUUGAAGUUUUAAGUGAAUUUUCUUCUAAACUUCUUCGACAGGACAAAAAGACAGUCCAUUCAUAUCUAGAGAAAUUUCUGACAGAGCAGAUGAUGGAAAGGAGAGAAGAUGUAUGGCUUCCACUCAUCUCCUAUAGAAACUCGUUAGUUACUGGAGGGGAAGAUGACAGAAUGUCAGUGAAUAGUGGAAGCAGCAGUAGCAAAGCUUCAUCAGUAAGGAAUAAGAAAGGACGGCCACCACUUCACAAAAAGAGAGUUGAAGAAGAAAGUUUGGAUGGCACAUGGCUAAACAGGAAUGACACAACCAUUCAGACACCUGGAGCCCUUCCCACCCCCCAGCUCACAUCCACUGUACUGAGAGAAAACAAUCGACAGAUAGGAGAACAAAUUCAAGAACACGAGUCAGAACAUGGAUCUGAACCAGAUUUUUUACACAAUCCUCAGAUGCAGAUCUCCUGGUUAGGCCAACAAAAGUUAGAAGACUUAAAUCGAAAGGACAGAACAGGAAUGAACUACAUGAAAGUGAGAAGUGGAGUAAGGAACGCAGUCCGAGGCCUUAUGGAAGAUGAUGCUGAGCCCAUCUUUGAAGAUGUGAUGAUGUCAUCCAGGGGUCAGUUGGAGGAUAUGAAUGAAGAAUUUGAAGACACAAUGGUUAUAGAUCUGCCCCCUUCAAGAAACCGAAGAGAACGAGCGGAAUUGAGGCCAGAUUUCUUUGAUUCUGCAGCUAUCAUAGAAGACGAUUCAGGAUUUGGAAUGCCUAUGUUCUGAAGACUGAUGAAGAAAUUUUAUAAAUCUGGAACUCUGUUAUUUAGAGCUAGAGGCCUAUAUACUGUGAUAGCUUGUAUUGAAAAAAAAAAAAAAAAACACUUUUGAUGUGAUCUGCUUUGUUUUUUAAUCAAAUGAUUAAGGUCAAUCCCUUUUUGCAGUGACAGAGCAGAAGAGAGGAGCAUGUAAAUUACACAAAGGAAUGUCAGUGAAUAGUCACCUCAGAAAGACUGACCUGAAAAAUCAUUUGUAUUCUAGUACUGGACUAUCCCAAUACAGAUGUGUGUGGUUUUUUUCUGGAUGGGGGGUUUGGGGGAUUUUAAAUUUUUAAAACAGCUGUCAAGAUAAACACUGUUGUACACCUGUUUUAUGAAAACUCAACAUUGAGUGGAAAAAAAUAUUUUUAACUUUAUUUUCCUGCUGUACAAUUUAAAACUGUUUUAACAUUUGCCUUUUUAUGUUUUAAGAGCUAACCAUUUUUAUUAAACCUAUGCCAGUCAGUCAUUGACUAGCGAUAAUGCUAUAUAAGCCGGUCAUCCUGGUUGCAGAAGAGUGUUUUUCAACACACUGGAUGUGGUUGACAUUGUGGUCCAUGGCCAUGGAGAGGAGCAGGACACUGACAGCCCACGGCAGAGCCCUAACCCAGUGCACUGCUGCCAAAUACACACACACACACACACACAUGGGUACACACGCGUGUGCACGCGCACACACACACAGACUCCAAGACAGGGAUGAAAAAUCCAGGUUUUAUAUACUCUUGAAAAAGAAGGUUUAUUUUUAUUUAUAAGGGGGCAUAAAAUCAGAAAUGUCCAUGCAGCCACUUUUCCAACAAAUGCUGUGCAACAAUGCAUUUUAUAUAGCACCAGGGAGACACAAACACAGUACAUUUUCUAUGGGUAUUUGUUCUGUGCAUUUUUAGCAACUUAUACCAGCAAAUAAAGUAUUCUCAGUAAAACAAACAGUUCUCAAGUUAUCAGUUUGCUGUUUUUAUCACAUAUCAUGCCCUGCCAAACCCAAGGUACACAGACUGCCAUUUCCUUAGGAAAAUAAUCAUGAAUUCCUCAAAUAAUCACUUUGCCGUUCAGAAGCUAUUUUUACUGUACCAUAGAUGUGUCUACUUCCCAAGCAGUAAAUACCUUUAUGUAUUCAAUAAUUUUGUUAAUUUUGCCAGUUAGAAGUAUAUGCUGCAUAGAAGUGUGUGCUUAGAGGGUGAAGUUCUUAAACUUAUCAAGGAAUCCAGCUCCAUUUUCAGUGUUAACUGUGCAUAUAAAAAUUAUUCUUUGGACGGGAGGAGAGAAAUCAUGAAUUUUCAUGACUGAAGAAAGGCCAAACUAGUUUUGAGCCAAUUCAUUGUGCUUAAGAGAUUUAGAUGUCUUCAGUGGUUUGAAGUUUCAUUCUGUUUAGCUUUUCUAACUAUGCCCAGUUGCUGCUAUUGUAGUUUGAGAAAACAACUUUUCCUUAUCAUUUUUGAUUCUUUACUUUAGCACCGGAACUUCAAAACACAGCCAUCCAACUGUAAGAACGGCUAUCUCUGAUUAAGUGGUUAUUUUUAAAACAGCUGCAACAAAAUCAUGAGAUUUUCACUUUUACCAAAAAUUUCAUUCUUUUUUAAAAAGGAUAAAAAUCUGCACACCCAGUGAUUAUCUUUUGGGAAGAAAGAGGAAAAAAAAAAAACUGGAUGUUUUCAUCCUUUUAAAAAACAUAAAAAAUCAAGACUUUUUUCAAAGUGUGUAUACAGUCCUCAAAAGACUUGGUUGCCAAAAAUGUUUGACUUGCUAAUUCAGCAGUUCCUCAGCCGGGGUUAAGAGGGGACAACAAUGCUGUGCUGUUAGAAAAUUGACGUUCUUGGAAGAACAGCAGGAAUAGCUGUAUUAACACGUCAGCUCAGUAGUUCUGAGAGAGUGGAGGAUCAUGAUCGAUGCUGCAUGGUUUGAGUCACAAUCACAGGCCGGUCUUGUUCUUCACAGUCCUCUGUGGAAAACUGAAUCCUAACUUAGAAUUGUAGAAUACUGUAUAACAAAAAACAAAAACAAAAAAAAAGUUUAAUAUCUAGGUACCUCCAAUGGGUUUCCAAUUCAGUUUGAAGUCAAAUAGAUUUUUGUAUUUUGAGUGUCUCCUUGAUUGGUUUUGCUAGUACUUCUGUAAAUUGUACAUUUACAAUAUGAGGUUUUUCCUUUUGUACAAUUUGAAACUGAUGCUUCACCUUUCCUUUAAUAAACUAUUCAAAAUCA
Sarcophilus harrisii (Tasmanian devil) is the source of this 6121-nucleotide messenger RNA. RefSeq names its product stromal antigen 1 (gene STAG1). The record is from RefSeq and is a predicted model, not a curated record. Gene Ontology annotation, cellular component: cohesin complex; nucleus; chromatin. Bases 114 to 3890 code for a protein of 1258 amino acids. The transcript has 33 exons. Gene Ontology annotation, molecular function: chromatin binding. Gene Ontology annotation, biological process: sister chromatid cohesion. NCBI's taxonomy places the organism in Eukaryota, Metazoa, Chordata, Mammalia, Dasyuromorphia, Dasyuridae.